This is a messenger RNA of Myxocyprinus asiaticus (Chinese sucker), 990 nucleotides long. RefSeq names its product NME/NM23 family member 5 (gene nme5). Gene Ontology annotation, molecular function: nucleoside diphosphate kinase activity. Gene Ontology annotation, biological process: negative regulation of oxidative stress-induced intrinsic apoptotic signaling pathway; UTP biosynthetic process; CTP biosynthetic process. NCBI's taxonomy places the organism in Eukaryota, Metazoa, Chordata, Actinopteri, Cypriniformes, Catostomidae. The coding region runs from base 222 to 875 and encodes 217 amino acids. The record is from RefSeq and is a predicted model, not a curated record. The transcript is spliced from 5 exons.
UGGCGCCAUAGGCUUCAUUGGUUUGCAUGGUAACCUAGCAACCAGGCCACCAGAAACCGGACUCAAACGCUUUAGUUGAGCACAAUUAUUAAUUGCGUCUGUUCUCUGGUAGGUAGACCUCUGAAAAUAUUUGCGUCUUCAGAAUAAUUAGAGAAGUGCCUUAUGUAUGCUCGCAUUUAAUCAGCGAGAGUGACUGCACUAAUGCCUGCUGAUUAAACGUUAUGGACGAGGAUAAUCGUGAAAAGAUGAUGUCUGCGCCUCGUAUCUUCGUGGAGAGAACUUUGGCUUUAAUCAAACCUGAUGCCGUCCAUAAAGCUGAUGAGAUCGAGGACAGUAUUCUUCAAAGUGGAUUUUCAAUCCUGCAGAAGCGAAGGCUUCAGCUGAGUCCCGAGCAGUGCAGUGACUUUUACAUUGAGCAUUAUGGGAAGCUGUUUUUCCCCCAUCUGACUGCCUUCAUGAGCUCUGGACCGGUUGUUGCUCUAGCACUGGCCAGACAGCAGGCUGUUGCCACCUGGAAAGCUAUAAUGGGACCAGUCAACAGCAUAAAGGCCAGAGAGACACAUCCUGACUGUCUGAGAGCGAGAUUUGGCACGUGUGAUCUUCGGAAUGCUGUGCACGGCAGUGAAUCCUUCUCUGCAGCUGAGAGGGAGAUCAGAUUCUUUUUUCCCAACUCUGUGAUUGAACCCAUUCCGUUGGGAGAUGCCGCCAAAGAUUACCUGAGCCAGUACGUCAGCCCAACACUUCUCACUGGACUGACAGAGCUGUGCAAGAGGAAACCAGCUGAUCCUUUUACAUGGCUUGCUGAUUGGCUGUUACAAAAUAACCCUAAUAAACCCAAAAUAUCUGAUGGAACUGUAGUAGAAGCAGCAGCAUGAUUUACAAAAAAAGACAGUAAUUUUUCAAGCAAAUAGUUACUGUCUGAGUCUAUUUAUGUCAUAUUCUUCAUAUGAUCUGAAUGGCUUUAGGAAAUAAAAGUGUUUUUAUAAACUA